Messenger RNA from Rhinolophus ferrumequinum (greater horseshoe bat), 6115 nucleotides. It is a transcript of the gene KDM7A, whose product is annotated as lysine demethylase 7A. Bases 1 to 2829 code for a protein of 942 amino acids. The transcript has 20 exons. The record is from RefSeq and is a predicted model, not a curated record. NCBI's taxonomy places the organism in Eukaryota, Metazoa, Chordata, Mammalia, Chiroptera, Rhinolophidae. Gene Ontology annotation, biological process: regulation of transcription by RNA polymerase II; protein demethylation. Gene Ontology annotation, molecular function: transcription coregulator activity; histone demethylase activity.
AUGGCCGGAGCGGCGGCGGCGGUGGCCGCGGGAGCAGCAGCGGGAGCCGCCGCGGCAGCCGUGUCUGUGGCGGCUCCGGGCCGGGCCUCGGCGCCCCCGCCGCCCCCGCCGGUGUACUGUGUGUGCCGGCAGCCAUACGACGUGAACCGCUUCAUGAUCGAGUGCGAUAUCUGCAAGGACUGGUUCCACGGCAGCUGUGUGGGCGUGGAAGAGCAUCACGCUGUCGACAUUGACCUGUAUCACUGUCCCAACUGUGCACUUCUCCAUGGUUCCUCUUUGAUGAAAAAGAGGAGGAACUGGCACAGGCAUGACUACACAGAAAUUGAUGAUGGUUCCAAACCAGUACAAGCUGGAACUAGAACUUUUGUGAAGGAAUUACGUUCUCGAGUCUUCCCAAGUGCCGAUGAAAUCAUUAUAAAGAUGCAUGGCAGCCAGCUGACACAAAGAUAUCUGGAGAAACAUGGAUUUGAAGUCCCUAUUAUGGUCUCCAAAUUAGAUGAUCUAGGACUCAGGCUCCCUGCACCUAGUUUUUCUGUUGUGGAUGUGGAACGUUAUGUAGGUGGUGACAAAGUGAUAGAUGUCAUUGAUGUGGCAAGGCAGGCAGACAGCAAAAUGACACUUCACAAUUAUGUUAAAUACUUCAUGAAUCCUAACAGACCAAAAGUGUUAAAUGUGAUCAGCCUUGAAUUUUCAGAUACAAAGAUGUCUGAAUUGGUGGAGGUCCCUGACAUAGCCAGAAAACUUUCCUGGGUGGAAAAUUAUUGGCCAGAUGACUCAGUCUUUCCCAAGCCAUUUGUUCAGAAAUACUGCUUAAUGGGAGUUCAAGACAGCUACACAGAUUUCCACAUUGACUUUGGUGGAACUUCAGUUUGGUACCAUGUCCUCUGGGGUGAGAAGAUUUUUUAUUUGAUAAAGCCAACAGAUGAAAAUUUGGCACUCUAUGAAUCUUGGAGUUCAUCUGUGACCCAGAGUGAGGUGUUCUUUGGCGAUAAGGUGGAUAAAUGCUACAAGUGUGUGGUAAAGCAGGGACAUACCUUAUUUGUUCCUACAGGGUGGAUUCAUGCUGUGCUCACUUCUCAGGACUGUAUGGCUUUUGGGGGGAACUUUCUGCACAACCUGAACAUCGGCAUGCAGCUCAGGUGUUAUGAGAUGGAAAAAAGGCUGAAAACACCAGAUCUUUUCAAAUUCCCUUUCUUUGAAGCCAUAUGUUGGUUUGUAGCCAAAAACUUGCUGGAAACCCUGAAAGAACUGCGAGAAGAUGGUUUCCAGCCUCAAACUUACCUAGUACAGGGCGUGAAAGCACUGCAUACUGCUUUAAAAUUAUGGAUGAAAAAAGAACUUGUAUCCGAACAUGCCUUUGAAAUUCCAGACAAUGUUAGACCUGGACAUCUUAUUAAAGAACUUUCUAAAGUAAUUCGAGCAAUAGAGGAGGAAAACGGCAAACCCGUUAAAUCUCAGGGAAUUCCUACUGUGUGUCCAGUUUCAAGAUCCUCAAAUGAAGCAACUUCCCCAUACCAUUCCCGACGAAAGAUGAGGAAACUUCGAGAUCAUAAUGUUCGAACUCCUUCUAACCUAGACAUCCUGGAGCUCCACACAAGGGAGGUCCUCCGAAGAUUAGAGAUGAGUCCAUGGGAAGAGGACAUCUUGAGCUCUAAACUGAAUGGAAAAUUCAACAAACAUCUCCAGCCAUCUUCCACGGUACCUGAAUGGAGAGCGAAGGACAACGAUCUACGAUUACUGCUGACAAAUGGGAGAAUAAUUAAAGAUGAAAGACAACCCUUCGCAGAUCAGAGUCUUUAUACAGCAGAUAGUGAAAAUGAAGAGGAUAAGAGAAGGACAAAAAAGGCAAAAAUGAAGAUAGAAGAGAGUUCAGGAAUAGAGGGAGCGGAGAAUGAAGAAUCUCAAAAACCACUUAACAGGUUUUUUACAAGUGUGAAAUCAGAACUCAGGAAUCGAUCAUCAGAAUAUUCUGAUAUUUCUGAUUCAGAAGACUCUGGACCUGAUUGCACUGCACUGAAAAAUAAUUUUACCACUGAAGAGUCUGAAAGUUCAGGUGAUGAAAAGAAACAAGAAAUAACAUCAAACUUUAAGGAGGAGUCUAAGGUGAUGAGGAACUUCCUUCAAAAGAGCCAGAAGCCAUCUAGAAGUGAAAUUCCAAUUAAAAGGGAAUGUCCUACCUCGACGAGCACAGAGGAAGAAGCUAUUCAGGGCAUGCUGUCUAUGGCAGGGUUGCACUAUUCCACAUGUUUACAAAGGCAGGUACAAAGCACAGACUGCAGUGGUGAAAGAAACUCUCUCCAGGACCCCAGCAGCUGCCAGAGCAGUAAGCACGAGGUUAGGCAGCUGUAUCGCUAUGAUAAACCAGUGGAAUGUGGAUACCAUGUCAAGACUGAAGAUCAGGACUUGAGGAGUUCUUCCUGGAUUAAACAAUUCGAUACAACUUCCAGAUUUAAUCUUCAGGAUCUAAGUAGAGGCCAGAAAUGCAUCAAAAAGGAAGGUUCAUCAGAAAUGAGUCAGAAAAUACAAAGUAGGAAUUCUGUGGACAGCAGUGGUUCAAGCCCUCAAAAUGGGAAGUAUAUGCAGAACUCGAGCUCACUGUCGGGGCCGUGCCAGAUAAGUAAUGACAGUGGAAGCCCAGAAAGGCCGCUUGCUGAAACUUCCUUUUCAGUGCCCCUUCACCCCACCAAGAGACCUGCAUCAAAUCCCCCGCCUAUCAGCAACCAGGCAACAAAAGGUAAACGUCCAAAAAAGGGAAUGGCAACAGCCAAACAACGUCUUGGGAAGAUCCUUAAGUUGAACAGAAAUGGCCAUGCACGUUUUUUUGUGUGACGGAGCUGCUGUUGGAGCCACUCUUCCCUUUGGAGACCAGUCUCGGGGGUGCGGGAGCCUGGCGCUUCCGCUGUGCAUGUAGAGAACACUGCCUGAAGAACAAAAUGAACCUGAUGCUGCAUUUUCACUGUGCCACACCCACUCAGCAAUAACCAUUUGGACCUGGUGGGGGAGAGGAAGAAGGAGGGUAGAACCUUAAAAGGAGACCUUGAACUGGAAGGGGUCUCUUGUCAGGGCUUGAAUCUCAUUUUGUUGUUGGUAGUGUGUUGAUUUAUUUUCAGUGGUAGGGUAAAGAAUUAUCAAUAAUUUAUUUAACAGAUUUUUUUUUAAAGUUAACAGCUUUUAAAUUCUUUCUUUUUUAAAGCUAUUUAUUUGGAAGAUUUCUGGAGAAAUAUCUCACUAAUUUAGAUUUAAGAAUGUGAAGGUUUUUAAAUUAUUUUUGAUAGUGUGUGUGUUCCAUGUGGGAAGAGCCACGGUAACCGUAACUAGUCUGGACUCUUUAAAUUUGAUAUUCAGGUUAAAGUCUUAAACAGGGAUUUGAUGCAUUAAUUAUUUUAAAUUAAGAUGUAUAUGAAAAUCAUUUUAUUUUAUAUAUUUCAUGUUUUUUAUAAGCUAUUAGCUUCGCUUUUGCUAACAUCCAAGGUGCGUACUGUUAUCCAGGUUGACCUAAUAUCCCACUUCCCCUCUGCACUCCUGAUGGUUGUGACCACACAACAAGACUUCUCUUUGCAGGGAGACACUUCCAUAGCCAAUAUGUAAGAGCCACAUAAAAGACCCCACAUUGCUCAUUUCAGUUGACAUUGCAAGUUUCUUCUAAAUAGAAAAAAAGGCUUCUUGCAUUUUCAUUUUUGCCGAUGAUAUCUGGGUCCCAAAGAGAACAGCUUUAAUAUCUUUUUCCUACUCAUGGGAAAAGUAUUAUAAGGUUGGUUAAAUUGCCAUAUUUGUAGUUUUUCAAAUACAUUUGUAACUACAGAGGGCCUUCUUCAUACUGCUGGUGUUGGAGGGCAGGGCCAACACCUGCCAUGGAGGUUAUAUUUUAUGACAAUUUUACUCUAUGUACCUAAUUUGUUGGAAAAUAUGAUUUGACUUAGUUUAUUCAAAUCUACAUAAUAAGCCGUAAUAUAAUAGGACUAUACUAUAUUAAUUGUAUAGAAGCAAGCAUGUUGGAGUAGAUAUUUUGUGGUGUGUGUGUGUGUUUAGUUUUUUAUUUCUUAACCUUCUGAAGAAUUAUUUAAGACAUGAAUUUGGAGUAAAAUGGGUGCUUCUUGCAGUUUCUUCCAUCUGUCCUAACUUAGCUGGUGCAUUUGAGGAUGAGUAUCUGGUUGAGCUUUAAGGUAAUUAAUCAUUUAUCUCCUUAAUGCACAAUGUUUACUAAAUGCCAGUUGCUAAUAAUAGCUAAUAUUUUUCUUUGUUCCCCCUAUGGCAUAAAAAUAAAUGAUUUCUGGGAGUGGGGUGGAGAUACGUCCAAUUCUGACAAUAGAGCAUUUUACAAGUUCCUACAAAGAAAACAUAGACAAAUAAGAUCGAAUUUAUUUUUGUGGAGAAGAAAUAUGGCCAUAUUAUGGACGUGCUUUUUUUUACUCAGCAAGGACUUUCCCUUCUAUAUUAUUACAUGUAGCUUAAGAAAAAAAAAUACACCAUCAUCUUUCAUGGUUCCAUUCAAAUGUGUAUUUUCAAAGAGAUAUUUCUUACCCUGUCUUCAUCCAGUAUUUCAUGGAAUAAAUAUGAAACUGCUUAUGAAUUAGCCUUUUUGGUCCAAGUGUCUGGACCAAAGUCUGGAUCUUUCUGGGUGGCAGGAAAAAUUUUUAUGGAAAUACUAACUGUCUGUAAGUGGCCUACUUAAACUCUGUCUACAUUAUGCCAAAACUAGUUAAGAGAUGAGUACAGUCAGUCAUUUGAUUGGUUAUCGGAUCCCAAAUAUCAAAAAUUUGGGUCUCUUUCUCCCACCUUCCCCACAUGAUAUAUUACUGUGAUGUUUUGGUUUUCUGUAGACACCAUUUUAAUAUUGCAGUACAUAUGUUUUUGUCUUGGUUUAAGAAAUAAGAGUUGUAAUUUCUUUUUUUCAGUUACAUCAUGAUCUGGGUUCUUUUUUGUUUUCUUUACAUUUUUCACAGCUCUAAGUAUUUCUAAUUACCUGACUUUUUUCUUUAGCUAUAAAAAUUAAAAUAAAACAAUUUAUUUUUAUGAAUUAAAAUUGUGGCCAGUAUCCACCCUGUGUACUUAGGCUGGUAAAUAGUAAAUUUAAGUAGCUGGUAUGUGGAACUUCUAAGUGAAGGGACUGUGGAUUCAUUAUUGGCGGUUUUAGCCCACUAACUGGCUAACUUAAAAAAACUUUCAGUAAGGUAAUAAAUACAACCACUAACACAGGAUACAUGUAUCUUUUUCUGAAUUGAUAAAAAUUCAGCCACUGAUCCAGUGAUUUUCCUAGUCUUGUGAAGUUACUGGCUGUGAUGCAUCUUGUCUCAUGGAAAUAACUGAACUUGGAGGUGACUGCAGCCAGUAUCUGGACUCAAGUAUAACAACCUUUCAUCUUCCCUCAGUUUGAUUUAUAAACAAUACUACUGUACAGAUACUGCAACUUAGACAGCAGUGGUGGCAUUUAGCUAGUUAUAAGCAAAUACUAUUAUAUAAAACAGAGUUAUGAUUUAAUACAUGCAAUUUUAAUUGUAGUAGGUAAUUUUCCUCUAUUGAUUCAAAUAAGUGACUUCUGUUAACCUGGGAUCCACUGUGCUGUAAUUCAUACUGUCAUAUAAUAUAAUGCUCUCCAGUAUUGAUUAAUGCUGUAAACAGUACAGAGCUGGCAUUUAUAAUAGUUUAAUAUCCUAGAAAUGCAUUGAACUUCAUAAGCAUCAGUUAAUUUUUAAAAUAUACAAAAUUGAAAAUUCGGACUGAAAUUUUAUAAAUUCAGAGAAAACAAGCCCAUCUUUAUCAACACUUAAAUACUUAGCUUGAAUAGUGUUCUAUUUUUUAGUAAUCCUAAUUAUUCCCUUUUUAAUGAAUUCUACUGUAUUCAUAUGAGAUCAGCAGGUACUUGUCAAACACCUACUAUGUGCCCAGCACUACUUAGUACUGUGGGGAAAUACAAAGUUGAAGUGUGGUCUCUGCCCUUGAAGGUAUCUUCUCCAGGAAAUGAGCAGUAUCGUUUUCACUUCUAAGCAAACUUAAGCAAAAGAGGGCCCAUUCGUUUAAAAAAAGCAUAACUUAGUAGUUUCAACUGAGAUAGACUAUGCUACUGUAGAAGCGGAAGUAAAAAAUAUUUUAAUUUAAAAAAUUUUAAAAAGCAUUU